Messenger RNA from Pectinophora gossypiella (pink bollworm), 3678 nucleotides. Its product is annotated as oocyte zinc finger protein XlCOF6-like. The coding region runs from base 78 to 1772 and encodes 564 amino acids. NCBI's taxonomy places the organism in Eukaryota, Metazoa, Arthropoda, Insecta, Lepidoptera, Gelechiidae. The record is from RefSeq and is a predicted model, not a curated record. Gene Ontology annotation, biological process: regulation of transcription by RNA polymerase II. Gene Ontology annotation, molecular function: DNA-binding transcription factor activity, RNA polymerase II-specific; RNA polymerase II transcription regulatory region sequence-specific DNA binding; zinc ion binding. Gene Ontology annotation, cellular component: nucleus. The transcript is spliced from 5 exons.
GCUGUCAUCACAGUACCAAACAAAUCCUGAAAAUGGAUUUCGGGUUUUAGGGCGAUAUUUAAUAAAAAUCGACUAAAAUGAGCACAAAUAACCGUAAGGGACCCAUCAUAGACCCUGGCCUCUGUCGUUGUUGUGGAGCAACGAAGAAAUGUCGUCUUCUCAACGUGGAAUAUGAGUGGCUUGGCCAAAAAGAAGUGUACUCGGAUUUAUUCGUCGAUACUUUUGGUUUAAUGUUAUCCCACCUGGAUGCAGACCCGGAAGACAGGCUGAUCUGCGCGACGUGCGUGACCCGGCUGCGAGACGCCAGCGCCUUCCGGCGGCAGGUGCUACAGUGCGAGGAGAAACUGCUGCAAGACAGCAUCACACUUGAUACUGCAGGCGAGUCAGACAGCAAGAUCAAACGGGAGACAGACCUGAAGGAGGAGAUCAACGACCGUGAUGAUGAUCGCUACGAUGAUGGGAUUGCGCAUGAUGAUGAUGGUAAUGAUUCGGACGACACAGUAUUAGCGAAGAUAAAAUCCGAGCCACGCGUGACGAGGUCCAAGAAAGUCAAAAAAGAAAAGAAAUCGAAAGUCAAAAGAAAGAUGAAGGUUAAGGUGAAGAAAGCCUCCAAAGAAGAGAUGAAGGACAGGAAAGAGAUGCUCGCGGCCAUGCAGAUGAUGGAGAAGAAACUGAAGAGGAUGCAGGAGAUUGAGCAACCAAUAAAGAUCCGUCAACGCUACCAGGACAGCGAGCACCAGAGCUUCCAGAACACCGUCACUAUAGUCGAGAGUUCCUUCGUCUGUCCGUUCGACACAUCUUUCAGCGACUACUUCUGUUUCUACUGCAGGGAGGUGUACACUGACCCUGAAAAACUACGACUGCAUACCAUGACCCACGACCCUAAAACCUUCAAAGACUAUGUCACUAACAAAAAGAUGGUCCAAAUAGACAUAGAUAGGUUAGACUGUAGAUUAUGCCCAGAAAUGAUAACUAGCUUAGAUUAUUUGAAGGAACAUCUAACAAACACGCACGGGAAAACCAUAUAUCCGUUAUCGAAUGAGUUCCUAAAAUUCAAACUCACAACACACAACCUAACCUGCACGGAAUGCGGCGCGAGCUUCAGUUUUUUUCACGCGUUAAAAAAACACAUGGCCGAGCAUUUUGGCACGUGCAUCUGCGACAUAUGUGGAGCGCAUUACUUCGAAGAAAGAAUGCUUUUGCUUCACCAGAAAACCCACCAGAGAAUCGAGGAAAGUUACCCCUGUAGUAGCUGCGAGAAGGUCUUCAAAUCUAAACACAGUAGGUACUUGCACGAAGCUAGGACGCAUAAGAAGGAGCCGGCUUACCAGUGCCCCAAAUGUGACGAGGUGCUGUUCUCUUACAGUCUAAGAUACAGGCAUAUGAUCGAAGUUCAUAACGAGCAGAGGAUGUUCACGUGCGCGCAUUGCGAGCGGACUUAUGACAGUAGGAAGUCUCUCCGGGAACACACGAGGCGGUAUCACCUUAAGGUCUUUAAACACCAAUGCGAUUUGUGCGACAAACGAUUCUAUAUCCCGUCGAGGUUGAAGGAACAUAUGGCUACUCAUACGGGGGAGAGGAACUUCCGAUGCGAAUUCUGUGGGAAGUCGUAUCCUAGAAUGAGGGGGUUGAAAGUUCACAUGCAAUCGCACAGCAGUGAGAAAAAGUUCAGGUGCAUGCUCUGCAACGCCUCGUUUACACAGAAUGUCAACUUGAAGAAUCACGUGAAAAGGCAGCACCAAGGUUUGGAUUUGGAGGAGUAUCAUGAGUAACUUAAUCGAGGAGUAAAUUGAAUUAAUUUGUAGUAAAUCUAAACAGCCUCCGUGUAGUGGUUAGAGCGUCAGGCUCACGAUCUGAUUGGGUUCGAUUCCCGAUGGGGACAUUGUCGAAAUCACUUUGUGAGACUGUCCUUUGUUUGGUGAAGAUGAUUCCGUGCUUCGGAGGGACCGUUGGUCCCGGUUAUUAGCCGUAAAAACACCUCCACCAACCCGCAUUGGCGCAGCGCGGUUGAGCUCCAUACCCCCUCCGGUUGAUUGAGGGGAGGCCUGUGCCCAGCAGUGGGGCGUAUAUAGGCUGUUUAUGUAUGUAGUAAAUCUCGUAAGAAGGAGCUUUGUUUGCCCAAGCUUUGUUUGAGUUUGCCCAACAUCUGAGAAUGCUUGUGUUGCUUAUGCAGAUUUUAUUUGCUGGGACUGAAGAAAACCCGCGGUGCAAGUGAAGAUCCGGUUUAUUUGGCAAACCACAUUAAAAAUACAAAGUUAAAAAGUAAAAUACAAGUAAAAAAUCUUAAGUAAAAAUUCGUAAAUAAUCGGUGUAAAAUCAGUGAGAAGUAGAGAAGAAGUGAUUCGUGACGUGUCCAAUCAGAUUCUUAUUGGAAAUCUUCGGUCCGGAACUAGCGGGCUGUGCGCGCAUUACGUCGGCCAAUCAGGAGCGCCGCGCCAUGUAUCUGCUCCCCGCGCCAUGCCCCGCGUCGCUCCCCGCACCGCUCCCCGCGUCGCUCCUCCGUUUCGCGACGCAAUUAGCGGGUCGUGCGUGAAUUUUCUUAGCCCGCGACCUCCUCUUCUCGGCUGUCCGUAACAGCUUGUGUUACACUAAAGCAAGGCCCAGAGGGGGUGAGGUAAAUCAGUCGCGGCGCCCUAUACGUACGAGGGCGGGGCGAAGAGUUACCGUUCUAUACGUAGUAUUAAUCUUUGUAAUAGGCUAGUUUCCAACUAGUCAAAUCAGUUACUUUUUACUAAACGUCAAAACACGAAAUUACUAUGGAAUUGUAUGAAAAAGCACUCUGUGACGUCAUAGAAAAACGUGACAAAAUGUCGGACUUAUUAUUACGUUUUUCUUGAUUAAAAUUCAUAAAUAAGUUUAAUAGAAAAAAGAAAAUGUUUUUCGUUAGUUUUAGAUGUGUCUUUAUUUAGUAAUCAGAAUUUCAUAAUUUAUCUUGAACCUAGUACACGACCCAAUUUAUAAGUGUAACCUCUUAGCCAGUUUUUACGACGUUGGUCCCGGUCACUACUUACUGAUGUAAGUAUGUAGUCGUUACAUGAGCCAUGUCAGGGGCCUAUGGCGGCUCAAUAAUAACCCUGACACCAGGGAUGAUGAGGUUGGUAAUCCACCUCAUAACCCACACGAAACGAAGAAGAUGACAUUAUUAAAUGCAUUUUAUAUUUUGACUCAAACCAGAGACGAUACAAAAAUCUCGUCCUAACCGGAUUUAUCACAACAUAACCCCCUUUUUUGAAGUCGGUUAAAAAUAAAUGUAAAUAAAAUCUCAUUUAGAAUCUCUUUUUAAAUAUUUUCUUGCACAAUACAUUCCAAUUAAAAUAUAAUUUAUUUUCUAGCAUAGAAUACGUACUUAAGUAAUUAAUUAAAUAAUUAUGUCGUAUUUGUAAUUAAUUAGUUAAAUUAUUAAUUGUGUAUUUUAUUUAAUAAAUUAUGUGUAAAUAAUAGUUGAAUAUUAGUAUUAAGUAAACUUAUUUAUUUUUUACUUCUGGCAAUAGUAUAUUGCAUUUAUUUUUUACCUCUGGCAAUAGUUAUUCUGUCCUUCCAUUGGUCAAUAGAUAUUUUAUAACGAUAAAAACUGGAAGCUCAAAUAUAGGCGGCACUGUGACGUCAUAGAAAAACGUGAUAAAAUAGGUAACGGACUUGUUAUUACAUUUUUCUUGAUUAAAAAAAGGUUUUUCGUUA